Molecule: messenger RNA, 2112 nt
Organism: Lasiodiplodia theobromae
Lineage: Eukaryota; Fungi; Ascomycota; Dothideomycetes; Botryosphaeriales; Botryosphaeriaceae
Product: Ring finger domain protein
Exons: 1
Coding region: 1-2112 (703 amino acids)
Molecular function (GO): protein binding
Source: RefSeq, a predicted model, not a curated record
AUGAAGCUCCGCUCAAACCGCAAUACCGACCGCCGGUCGGCCAGCGUCACCGGGCUCUACGACCUGCCGCCCGAGCUGCUCGAUUGGGUUAUCUCCUACGCCGACCAAGUCGACCUCCUCAACCUCUCCUUGGUCUGCAAGUCCUUCAACAAGCUUGUGGCCUCGCGCUUGUACUCGGAAUACAUCAACACAAACUUGCAAUACCGUCGUCCCAUCUCCAAAUUUCUUCUCAGAGUUGCCCAAGAUGCCAGCCUCGCUCAUCACGUGCGCCGCCUUGAGCUCGGCGUCUGGAACACCAAGCUAGUCUUUCUCCACCCUGGCUUCCGCAAAGACGUCCCUGCGUUGCCUGACGACCAAUUCGAUGCCCUUGUUGCCGCUGCAAAGCAGUCCGGUCUCGUCCAGGAUGAUCAAGACUGUCUAAACCUCAGGCCCAUCAGGAAAAACAACGACCUCUGGUGUGAAUAUGGUUCAACAUAUGACUCUGACGGCUAUACCUCCGAUGAUCUCGACGAGUUCGACUCCGACUCCGACUCCGAUUCCGAGGGUUCCGCACCUUCUCCUAACCCAAAAUCCCAUGACGAUGUUGAAUUUCUGCGCUGCCUCAAGCGUGGGAUCGAAGACCCUCAAGUCAUCUUGCUGCUUUCCAAGCUCCCCCGCUUGCAGGAGCUGUCCUUGCGCGGUCCUCACAUGAGUCAGGGCUUGCCGUGGGACAGACUCUGUUCGCAUUCUCUCACUUCCCUCACCAAACUCAAGUUGGCUGGUAACAGCAGUGACUCGACUUGGGACAUUGCUGAAAUCAACACUGUAAUCCGACUACCUUCAUUACGAGAGCUACAUGGGUACAUGGCAACAAGUGAUGAAUGGGACGAUGUCGUCAACAAAUACCUGCAAGUCGAGCCAAAGUCGCUUUCGCUUACCCAUAUCUAUCUCGAACGCUGUGCACUGGGGCCAAAAACGAUCAAAAAUCUCAUCGAAGGCUGCAAAGCCCUUGAAGCCUUCUCCUACGUUGCUGGCGGGAGAUACGUUGGCUACGAGCAGUUCCGCGCCAAGGAAGCCAAAGAACACUUGCUCAAGCACAAAGCGACCCUGAAGUACCUUGCCUUGGACCUCUCGCACUGGGACUUUCCCCGCAAUUUCACGAGCUUCAAGUCCAUGGCCGACUUCACCAAUUUGGAGAAGAUUGUCAUGGACUAUGGAACACUCCGCUGGAAGCCGACACACUUCUUGGCUCCUGUAACAUUGAUGGAGGACGACGAUGGAGAACGGGAUGAUGACAGCGAUGUUCACGCAGCAAAUACCCAGCCCCCUCUUCCCGACCUCCUUCCGGCCUCUCUCCAGGAGCUCGUCAUAUUCCAAGCACCCCCAGUCAUCAUAGAGAACCUUAUCGCAUUCGAAACCUCGAGCCGAGAUCAGCACCCCCACCUCAAAUCCGUGCAGAUCCACACGUCGAAGCGCAAAGUCGCCCAGUUCGACGACCACAAGCGCCUCCCGGACAUUUUCAAAGAGAAAGGCAUCGAGUACGCCGAACCGCCCAUCGACAUGCAAUUCCCCAUCCCGCAAAUGCACGACUGGAUAAUGGACACCAAGAUCCGGCUGAUGACGCGGUGGAAUCCAAAAGACAAAAAGUACCAGAGCUUCUCAACGCGGCCCAGCUACCGCCGCUUUUGCGAGGAGGUCCUGCAUGAGGACCCAACUGCCAGCGGCGGCCCGCUCGACCCGGCGACCAACUUCGCUUACGGAUUCGAAGACGACCUGAUCAGCUAUCUGGACGACCGGUUUGAGGAAGAGAUGACGCCAUCCGAGGCCGAUUGGGAGAUUCAGCGCUCCCUGGAAAAUGAGCAAAUAAUGCUGGAUGUAGUACAAGGCAUCAUGGGUCCGCUUGUGCCACCAGGUGUUGCGCCCAAUGUCAACAUCAACCAUCCCGAUAUGGGCCACGACGACGAGAUCGAGUCGGAAGGCAGUUAUGUAAGCUUGAUCGAUGAUAGCUUUGACCACGAAGAUGACUUGGAGGAUGAGUUCGAUGAUGAUGGGCUGGACUCGGAUCUUGAUUCUGAAUUGAGUGGCCAAAUGUACGAGCCGAUGGCGUACUACGAGUGGGACUGUUUCUACUAG